Molecule: messenger RNA, 1969 nt
Organism: Phragmites australis (common reed)
Lineage: Eukaryota; Viridiplantae; Streptophyta; Magnoliopsida; Poales; Poaceae
Product: serine carboxypeptidase II-3-like
Exons: 6
Coding region: 76-1653 (525 amino acids)
Biological process (GO): proteolysis
Cellular component (GO): vacuole
Molecular function (GO): serine-type carboxypeptidase activity
Source: RefSeq, a predicted model, not a curated record
ACCGGACGGCCUCCACUCCAACGUUCUCGUCCGGCUCCAUAACCACCGGUCGAUAGAGCAGCACCGGCACGCAGCAUGGGGAGUUGCAAGGCCACCACGAGGACCGUGCUCCUGCUCCUGGCAGCAUUGCAAUGCCUCGCGCUGGCCUCUGGCGCCACGGCGAAGGCGCGGCCGCGGCAGGGCGACUACCUCAACCGCCUGCGCGGGUCGCCGUCCGCGCGCCAGUCGUUGCAGGCCGAGUCGUCGCUGGCCGCCGUGCCGACGACGACGGGCAGAGCGCCGCAGCACGCGGCGUCGUCGCCCAAGGCCCUGACGGUCGUGGGGAGCAAGGAGUCCGACCGCGUGGACCGGCUGCCGGGUCAGCCGGACGGCGUGGACUUCGCGCAGUACGCCGGGUACGUGACGGUGGACGCGGCUGCCGGGCGCGCGCUGUUCUACUACCUCGCCGAGGCCGUCGGCAACGGGUCGGCGUCCAGGCCCCUCCUCCUCUGGCUCAACGGAGGCCCCGGGUGCUCAUCGCUGGGGUACGGCGCCAUGGAGGAGCUGGGCCCGUUCCGCGUCAUGAGCGACGGCAAGACGCUGUACCGCAACCCCUACUCGUGGAACCACGCGGCGAACGUCCUGUUCCUGGAGAGCCCCGCGGGCGUGGGGUUCUCGUACUCCAACACGACGGCGGACUACAACCGGAGCGGCGACAACAAGACGGCGGAGGACGCGCUGGCGUUCCUCCUCAGCUGGAUGGAGCGGUUCCCCGAGUACAAGGGCCGCGACUUCUACAUCGCCGGCGAGAGUUACGCCGGCCACUACGUGCCGCAGCUCGCCCACGCCAUCCUCCGCCACUCCGCCGCCGCCGCCGCCGGCAAGCCCCCCUCCCCCAUCAAGUUCAAAGGCAUCAUGAUCGGGAACGCAGUGAUCAACGACUGGACGGACGACAAGGGCAUGUACGACUACUUCUGGACGCACGCGCUCAUCUCCGACGAGACGGCGGACGGCAUCAACAGGCACUGCAACUUCACCGCCGGCGCUGGGGAUUCAAACAUGCGCUGCGACGAAGCGACGGGGGAGGCCGACGAGAGCCUCUCCGACAUCGACAUCUACAACAUCUACGCGCCCAACUGCCAGUCCGACGGCCUUGUCUCGCCGCCGAUCACCCCCUCGAUCGAGAACUUUGAUCCGUGCACGGAUUAUUACGUGGAGGCCUACCUCAACGACCCGGCCGUGCAGAAGGCGCUCCACGCGAACGUCACCCGGCUCGACCACUCCUGGUCAGCCUGCAGUGAUGUCCUGGGAAGCUGGGUCGACAGCGCCACAACUGUCUUGCCUAUUAUCCAGGAGCUCCUGAAGAACAACAUCAGAGUCUGGGUGUACAGUGGAGACACUGAUGGGAGAGUGCCUGUCACUUCCAGUAGAUAUUCUGUCAACCAGCUCCAGCUCCCAGUUGCUGCUAAAUGGAGGCCAUGGUUCAGCAGCAAUCAGGGUACUGGAGAGGUGGGUGGAUACGUUGUGCAAUACAAGGGCAACCUCAGCCUCGUAACCGUGAGAGGAGCAGGCCAUGAGGUCCCCAGCUACCAGCCACAGCGAGCGCUUGUGCUUGUUCAGAGUUUCCUCGCUGGCAAAAAGCUCCCUGAUUGCAAAAAAUGUGAACAGGUUUAGCAAAAGAAUCAUAUCUAAAGUACAUAUGCUACACCAGCAACAUCACAAGUUGUAUCCAUUUCAUUCAGUAUGAAAAACGAAAGCAAAGGCAAAUGAGGUUAGAAAAUAGAAACAUACGCACCUCGCAGAUCAUGUAACUGCAGGUCUGCAAAGACAGUUAUAUAGUCAUAUAGAGAAAACUCUGUACGAAUGAAGAUGAAAUAUGAAAUCUGAAGAGUGAUCCCCAGAAAGGUAUGCUGCAAAACUGGUGCGUCCAUGUAUUACAGAUAUCAAUCAGGACAAUGAAAUUUACGGAAUUUAUUUGCUGGUACUAAAA